Molecule: messenger RNA, 915 nt
Organism: Psilocybe cubensis
Lineage: Eukaryota; Fungi; Basidiomycota; Agaricomycetes; Agaricales; Agrocybaceae
Exons: 5
Coding region: 1-915 (304 amino acids)
Source: RefSeq, a predicted model, not a curated record
AUGCUAGGAUCCCAGGCAGCAACUCUUGCGUUCGUCGCAGUGGGGUCAUUGUCCGCUAUUAUUUGGGAUAUUCUGAGUAAUAUAGCACUCGACUUCUACAUUCUUUGUAACUUUUCAGUCUCGACGACGAUAGUCGUCUACUUUGUGUCCAGAUUUGCGUCACUAGUCGCCUUUGUAUUGGUCUCUAUUCUCAGUACACAAUCUAUGGAGAAUUGUUCGAGGAUGACCGAGGUUCUUUCCUGGAUGAUGGCCGCCUCCCUCUCAUCGACGACAUUGCUUUUCUUCCUAAGGCUCCGGGGAAUAUACGCCGAUAAACCGUACGUUAUCGCAUUUUUCUUCAUGUCGUGGAUAGCAAUCGUCGUGGGAUGCAUAGUCGGAACGCGGUCUAAAUCGGAGAUGAGGGGUGAAAAUGGAGGUUUUGUUAACCAUGGGUACUGUAUAUCAGGCCCAAUCGACCUUUUCCCGCUCAUAACCGCUAUGUCUACAAUCCCUAUGAUCAACGACACCCUAACGUUUGCUGCAAUUACCUGGCGUCUUGUGCGAAUGUCGGAACACGACAACUCCGACCUCAGGAAAAGUUUGAGCACUCUUGUACUUGGACGCUACUUACCCGCCCUCUCAAGAGCUCUUCUCAAAGACGGCCAAGUAUAUUUUUUGAGUACGGUAACGCUUUCCUUUCUUUCUACGACGCUAUACUACGUCGAAGGAUCCCCUCAUACCUUUAGCGCGGGUCUUGUUUUCCCAAACAUUGCACUCAUGAAUCUCAUGGGAUGCAGAAUAUUUAGAAACACCAAAAUCGGACUGCGCGCUUUAGUGGACAACUCUGAAGACACCAACUAUGUUUCGCAGCCAAUAGCCUUCCGUUCAAAUACAGUCAACACGGUGUCAUCACCCACCAGAGUCUCCGAAGCUUGA